This is a messenger RNA of Mus pahari (shrew mouse), 1925 nucleotides long. Its product is annotated as sperm motility kinase Z-like. Gene Ontology annotation, cellular component: cytoplasm. Lineage: Eukaryota; Metazoa; Chordata; Mammalia; Rodentia; Muridae. The transcript has 2 exons. Gene Ontology annotation, biological process: protein phosphorylation; microtubule cytoskeleton organization; intracellular signal transduction. The record is from RefSeq and is a predicted model, not a curated record. Gene Ontology annotation, molecular function: ATP binding; tau-protein kinase activity; protein serine/threonine kinase activity. Bases 32 to 1513 code for a protein of 493 amino acids.
AUUUCCUUUGGCAGGGGCAUUGAUCCCAACCAUGUCCUCUGACAGUGAGGAUGAGUCAUCAGAGGCCAGCACUGUGUUCAGCAUGUUCGAGGAGAAGGCCUUCACCAGGCAGUACACCGUCCUGAAGACCUUGAGCCAGCACAGCACUACUGAAGUUAGGCUGUGCUUCCAUCGCCUUACAGGGGCCACAGUUGCUGUCAAAGCUCUGGCAAAGCGCAAGAGGUGGUGGGAGCCAACGGUGUCAGAAGUCGAAAUCAUGAAGCUGCUCAGCCACCCUAAUAUUGUUUCCCUCUUGCAAGUAAUAGAAACAGAACAGAACAUCUAUCUAGUUAUGGAAGUGGUCCAGGGGAAACAGCUACUUAAUCGAGUCCAGGAGGGUGGAUGCCUGAAGGAAGAUGAAGCAAGAAGCAUAUUUGUUCAGUUGCUCAGUGCCAUAGGCUACUGUCAUGGUGAAGGCGUUGUUCACAGAGACCUAAAGCCUGACAAUGUCAUAAUUGAUGAACAUGGAAAUGUCAAAAUUAUUGACUUUGGGCUAGGUGCCAGAUUCAUGCCUGGGCAAAAACUGGAAAGGCUGUGUGGAGCCUUCCAGUUCAUUCCUCCGGAGAUAUUCCUAGGGAUCCCUUAUGAUGGCCCAAAAGUAGACAUAUGGGCCUUAGGGGUUCUUUUGUACUAUAUGGUGACAGGAUUUGUUCCGUUUGUAGGGUCCACCUUGUCAGAAAUUAGGAAGAAAGUUCUACAAGGGAGGUAUGAAAUUCCUUAUCAUCUCUCUAAAGACUUAAGGAGCAUGAUAGGCCUGUUAUUGGCAACAACUGCAAGGCAGAGGCCAACUGCACAAGACCUCCUAAAUCAUCCAUGGCUUCAGCAAGGGGAAAAGACUGUCACAUUUCAUUCCAACAGAGACACCGGCUUUCCAGACCCUGACAUAAUGCAAGCCAUGAAAAAUAUUGGGUUUCAUGUGCAAGACAUUAGAGAAUCAUUAAAACACAGAAAGUUUGAUGAAACUAUGGCUACGUAUUACUUACUGAGAGUUGAGGCAUGCCAGGAUGAUGACAGUUAUGUUCCAACAAAGUUGAUGAAUCCAGGGAGGUCACCUUUCCCUUCAAGAGACUCUGGCACUUUUUCCCUGCCUCUCAGGAGAAGGGCCAGUGAACCUUGCCUUAAAGUAUUAGUCUCAUUUCCUGAACAACAUCAUCUAAGACAAAUUGGGGGAACAGAUGCCCCUGUUCCACCCAAGAAGACACCCACUAUGGGCAGAGGUCGUGCCAUGACCGCCCCUUGUAUUUGCCUUCUGAGAAACACUAUGAUGGAUUUAGAAGACAGCAGCUUUUGCACUAGCUCCCAGGCAGAAAAGGCCUCAAGUGACCCAGAAAAACGUGAGACUUCGACUUCACCCCCUCUGAAUCCUAGGGGCUGGAGGAAAUGGAAGAAGAGAAUUGGAGCAUGCUUCCAGACGUUGUGUUGCUGCGUGUUGCCUCCCAAAAGACGUCCGAGGACUGUGCAUCCCCAAAAGUGAGAGGAUACCAGAAGAUGACAGGAAGCGCAAGGCAUGGCUCAGCUUUUUCCUGAUUGGCCCCUCCUCCCACCAGUGCAUGCAGAAGCCCCACCAACCAGCAAAUAUGUCUACAUUUUCUCAAUCUUCCUCUCAAUGGCUCUUGCUUCUGGCUGAUGACCUCGUAGCCAAGAUACCUGACAUCAGAGGAAGAGGAGAGACUUCGCAGCCAGACCCAUAAGCCUGCUUGUCAAAGAAAGGAGGGGGAAUGAUGCUGCUCUCAAGACCUUCUGGAAGUGGACCACCCCAGACUUGAUGCUCCAGCUCAGGCUUUGAGCACAUUCCUGCUUCUACCACUAAAACUCAACAUGCAGAGAGGGGCUGGGUCCUUUGGGGGGACCUAUCUACAAUUCUGCUGAGACAUGCUGCUUUUGGG